This is a messenger RNA of Mangifera indica (mango), 2033 nucleotides long. Its product is annotated as rop guanine nucleotide exchange factor 12-like. Gene Ontology annotation, molecular function: guanyl-nucleotide exchange factor activity. The record is from RefSeq and is a predicted model, not a curated record. The transcript has 6 exons. NCBI's taxonomy places the organism in Eukaryota, Viridiplantae, Streptophyta, Magnoliopsida, Sapindales, Anacardiaceae. The coding region runs from base 26 to 1681 and encodes 551 amino acids.
GUUCUUUGUACACAUCCUUGGUGUAAUGGUUCAACAAGAGCAGGAAAGUUAUAGGCCUAGACUGUUUCAUUCCAAGGGGAUGCAUGAACAUUCUGGCAGACAUUCUAAGAGUUUGAGCAUUGAGAGUGCUAGUAGAUUGGAAGAACCUGCUAUGGAAGAUGGGAGUUUGUUUAGGAUUGCUUCGAAGGCUCGAAGCGGGCAACCUUCAUCGGAAAAGCCACAGCUUGGGAGAGCUGUUACUUGUAAUGACAGGAUGGAUGCUCCCGUUAAUCCCAAGCCUAGCCUUCGCAGGGAAGAUACUUCGGAUUCAUCUCAAAUUAUUGAAAAACUCCACCAGGAUAUGAAGCAAAUGCAGGAAAGGUUUGCAAAAUUGCUCUUGGGAGAGGAUAUGUCUGGUGGCGGAAAGGGAGUUUCAUCAGCUUUAGCAUUGUCGAAUGCCAUUACAAACCUUGCAGCUUCUGCAUUCAGCGAGCAAAACCGUUUAGAGCCCAUGGCACCUGAAACAAAAGCAAGGUGGAGGAAAGAGAUUGAUUGGCUUUUAUCGGUGACUGAUCAUAUUGUUGAAUUUGUUGCUUCUCAACAGAAAUCUAAAGAUGGCAGCAAUAUGGAGAUCAUGGUGACACGACAAAGAGUUGAUCUUCUUAUGAAUAUCCCUGCAUUGCGCAAGCUUGAUGCAAUGCUGCUUGAUUGUUUAGACAAUUUCAAGGAAAAAAAUGAGUUCUAUUAUGUAAAGAAUGCCCCAGACUCAGAAAAAGGCGGUGCCAAAAGAAAUGAUGAUAAAUGGUGGCUGCCUACGGUUAAGGUUCCUGAGGGAGGUCUAUCUGAAAAUGCUAGAAAAUUUAUACAGUGUCAAAAGGAUUGUGUAAACCAAGUGCUUAAGGCUGCCAUGGCCAUAAAUUCCCAAGUUCUAUCAGAAAUGGAGAUCCCUGAGAAUUACAUUGAAUCAUUGCCUAAGAAUGGGAGGGCAAGUCUUGGAGACUCAAUCUAUCGAAGUAUUACAGUUGAAUUUUUCAAUCCUGAUCAAUUUCUCUCCACGAUGGACUUAUCAUCAGAACACAAAAUCCUAGACCUCAAGAAUAGAAUUGAGGCUUCCAUAGUGAUUUGGAAGAGGAAGAUGGUCCAAAAAGAUGGAAAAUCAGCUUGGAGUUCAGCUGUAAGCAUGGAGAAGAGAGAACUUUUUGAAGAGAGAGCAGAGACCAUCUUAAUCAUCCUCAAACAAAGAUUCCCUGGAAUUCCUCAGUCUUCACUAGACGUUAGCAAAAUUCAAUACAACAGGGAUGUUGGGCAGGCAAUACUGGAAAGUUAUUCCAGAAUACUAGAAACUUUGGCCUACACAGUCUUGUCUCGAAUUGAAGAUGUACUUUAUGCUGAUUACGCCAUAAAAAAUCCAGAUGCAAGUGAAUCUAGAAAUCCUCUAAUAGAUACUGAAUUGACAGGAUCAGAAUGUUUAAUGGAACACAAAAAUGCAGAUUCAAAGAUACAAACACUGUUAGAUUUUAUGGGUUGGGAUGCGGACCAAGGUGAGAAUGAAGAAAGUAAGGAUGGAGAAGAUCAAUCAGAUGAACCUGCCAAAGAAGUUGAAGGAAAAUUAAGACAUAAAAUUGCUAACAUAAUAACUCAGAAGAAGGUUUCUUACCUUGAGACCUUAAGUGCUCUAAGAAGUCCGACAGCACGCCAUUAAGUAACAAUCAUAAGGGGGAGAAUGUAACCCAUCUAAAAUUAAAAAAAAAAAAACCUGAAACCAGAAAGAGAGAAAAGAGAUGAAAAAGAAAACACUAAGAGUGAGAAAGCCUGACCUUCAGAUGUAAAUCUUGGGACUCCAGAGGGGAAUCUUCAUGAGUUGCUGACUUGUGAUUAUUUAUUCUCAUCUUGAUCAUUUGUAAAUACGGAAAAAUGAGUAAUACUGCUGUUUUCAGAGGUGAUUUUUUUUUCUUGUACAAGUAAGGGCUCUUUUAGCAGAUAAGUAGCCACUGAAAUAUGUUUCAGUGAUUUGUUUCAUCUUGGUUUGGUCCAAGCUUGCUGUAAUCAUCAUU